Molecule: messenger RNA, 793 nt
Organism: Dermatophagoides pteronyssinus (European house dust mite)
Lineage: Eukaryota; Metazoa; Arthropoda; Arachnida; Sarcoptiformes; Pyroglyphidae
Biological process (GO): protein O-linked glycosylation
Cellular component (GO): Golgi apparatus
Molecular function (GO): polypeptide N-acetylgalactosaminyltransferase activity
Source: RefSeq, a predicted model, not a curated record
UUUUGUUGUUUUACUUUUUUCGGGAAUUUUCCAUGCAAUAUUUCUGUUCGAGAAUUUCGAAUUUUUUUUCAACCAAGUUGUUGGAGACUUGAGAUGUGGCACGUAUCUAUUUCGAUCCUGUUAGUGGCUGUAUGGUCGUUGUUGAUCGAUUCAGCCGAUACGAAUGAUAAGAAUUUUGAAGAAGAAAAUUAUGGUGUUCGAUAUGCAACACCGUGUGAAGUAUGUAAAAUUGUUGCCACCGAAUUGGAGAAUCGGUUCCAUGCAACAGGCAAAUCUCAUGAUGUGAUCGAGACUGGUUAUACAUUCGACGAUGAUAAACGUGCCCGAAAACAGUACAAAGCAUCUGAACUUCGAUUGAUUGAAUCAAUGGACGGAAUAUGUGAUGUAAUGCUUCAAUACAACAUUCACAAAGAACGAAAAGAUAGCAGUCGGUUUGCGAAAGGUAUGAGUUCCACAUUCCAAACACUCCAUGGUCUGGUCGACAAAGGAGUUAAAGUUGAUCUGGGCAUUCCAUACGAUCUUUGGGAUAAACCAUCGGCAGAAAUAACCAAUCUGAAAACACAGUGUGAGGAUAUGAUGGAAAAAUAUGAAUCAGAUAUCGAACAAUGGUAUUAUCAUCAUCAACAACAACAAUCAUUGUUGCAAUAUUUAUGCCAGAAUCGAAUGUUGCAGCACAAUGCUCGCGGUGAUCAAGCCGCAUGUUUAACCGAACAGCCCAACACAAAAACAGAACUGUAAUGAAUAUUAUGAUUUUUAAUUUUGCAAAAUUUUCCAAAAAAGGAUUUGAUAUUGA